This is a messenger RNA of Dovyalis caffra, 1542 nucleotides long. The record is from the annotation of a GenBank genome assembly. NCBI's taxonomy places the organism in Eukaryota, Viridiplantae, Streptophyta, Magnoliopsida, Malpighiales, Salicaceae.
AUGAUUUCACGACCAAAGAAUGGUUGGCACUCUAUUAUACCCCUUAGUUUCGGGGGCAAAGCAGUCACGGGCUUUUGCAUUUUCCCAAAAGUUAAAUCAGCAGGUUACAGCCCGGGAAACACACCUGUCUACCUGAAUGUGUAUGACUUGACAAACGCUAAUGGCUAUGUCUAUUGGGCAGGUUUUGGUAUCUUUCACUCUGGGGUGGAAGUCCACGGUGUGGAAUAUGCAUUUGGAGCCCAUGAUUACCCAUCAAGCGGUGUUUUUGAGGUUGAACCCCGACAGUGCCCUGGUUUCAAGUUUAGGAAAUCAAUAUUCAUGGGAACAACAUGCUUAGAUCCGAAAGAAGUUAGAGAGUUCAUGGAGCACCUAUCUGCAAAUUACAAUGGUGAUACAUAUCAUUUGAUUGUUAAAAACUGCAACCAUUUCUGUGAGGAUACAUGUUACAAACUGACUGGGAACCGAAUACCGAAAUGGGUGAAUCGUCUUGCGAGAAUAGGUUCCCUAUGCAACUGUAUACUUCCAGAGGCCCUUAAGGCUACUAAAGUACAACAUGACCCCAAUUAUCAAGAACGCCAAAGCGAAAAGAAGAGACUAAGAAGUUCCUUCAGUUGCUUUUCAUCAAUUUCAAUGCCUCAAAAGGAAGUCUCCAUGUCUUCGUUGUUUCUACACUCUCACUACAAAGGCUGCCUACCACCAUGGGAGCUGAAGAGGCUUGAAGAGUAUAUCGAAUUUUUUGACAUGGGUAAAGGUGGUGGGUGUGUACCAAGCAAGAGAAGAUUAGGUGUUGAGAUACAUGAUCAAGAACCUCAUGAAACAAUCUCUGCUAUUUCCACACAAAACCAAACCACAUCCAUAGGCCCAAGAAUCCCAGCUCAAUAUAACACCACACGAGUAGUUAAAAAGUGCAAGAUUUAUAUUAUUUUUUAUUCAAUGUAUGGUCAUGUGGAGUUAAUGGCAAGAAGAAUAAAGAAAGGGGUGGAUUCCGUUGAUGGGGUUGAAGGGGUUUUGUAUAGGGUCCCAGAGACAUUGCCACAGAGGACUUUGGAGCAAAUGAAGGUGCUGCAGAAAGGAAAUGAGGUGCCUUUGAUAAAAGUUGAUGAGUUGGUUAAUGCUGAUGGGUUCUUGUUUGGAUUUCCUACAAGGUUUGGUUCCAUGGCAGCUCAAAUGAAAGCUUUUUUUGACUCUACUCAUGAGUUGUGGAUGGAGCAGAAGCUUGCAGGUGUGCCUGCCGGGUUCUUUGUGAGUACUGGCACACAAGGGGGUGGGCAGGAGACCACUGCCUUGACAGCAAUCACUCAGUUGGCCCAUCAUGGGAUGCUCUUUGUCCCUAUUGGUUACACCUUCGGUGCUGGAAUGUUCCGAAUGGAUUCCAUUAGAGGAGGAUCUCCAUAUGGUGCAGGUGUCCUUUCUGGUGAUGGCACAAGAGAGCCAAGUGCAACAGAGCUAGCUCUUGCGGAGCACCAGGGAAAAUACAUGGCUACGCUAGUUAAAAGAUUUGCCAGGCCCUUUUCACUAGCGCCUGGUGAAAACCACAACUAG